Molecule: messenger RNA, 974 nt
Organism: Heteronotia binoei (common prickly gecko)
Lineage: Eukaryota; Metazoa; Chordata; Lepidosauria; Squamata; Gekkonidae
Gene: SPCS3
Product: signal peptidase complex subunit 3
Exons: 5
Coding region: 279-821 (180 amino acids)
Biological process (GO): protein targeting to ER
Cellular component (GO): membrane; signal peptidase complex
Source: RefSeq, a predicted model, not a curated record
GGCUCCUCCUUGCGCGGGCCGACUGGGCGGGUUUGCUUCCCGGCGGUGGGUUCAGGCCUCCUCUUUCCCCUCUAUCACGCACCACGGCGGUGGAGGCGGCAGCAGCUGUUCUCCUGUCCUUCCCUCUCCGUAGUGGCGCGUCCCCAGAGCCACCCCCUCUUCAGCCGGGCUUCCCUGGCGUGCUUCUUCCUCCUUCCCUCCUCGAGGAGCCGCGGCCUGGAGGGCGGAAGGAAGCGGGGCUGUCGCGUGUGCGGUGAGGAGUGAGGGCCGGCGGGGCGAUGAACACCGUACUGACCCGCGCCAACUCGCUCUUCGCCUUCUCGCUGAGCGUGAUGGCGGCGCUGACCUUCGGCUGCUUCAUCACCACCGCCUUCAAGGAGCGCAGCGUGCCUGUCAGCAUCGCCGUCUCCCGGGUCAUCCUAAAAAAUGUAGAAGAUUUCACUGGACCCGGAGAAAGAAGUGACCUUGGAAUCAUUACUUUUGACAUUACAGCUGAUCUGCAUAGUAUAUUUGACUGGAAUGUGAAACAGUUAUUUCUAUAUUUAUCAGCAGAAUAUUCAACCAAGAACAAUGUGUUAAACCAGGUUGUCCUUUGGGACAAAAUCAUUUUGAGAGGUGAUAAUCCAAAGCUACUUUUGAAAGAUAUGAAAUCAAAAUACUUUUUCUUUGAUGAUGGAAAUGGUCUCAAGGGCAACAGAAACAUCACUUUGACUCUCUCAUGGAAUGUUGUACCAAACGCAGGCAUCCUACCUCUUGUGACAGGAGCAGGACACAUAUCUGUUCCAUUUCCAGAUGCUUACAAAACAGCAAAAAGCUAUUAAAUUAUUAUGCUGAACCUUGAGUAACAUAUUUUUAUACUUGUACAUUAUAAAUUUUAUCACUUUCGUCUCCCACUCACUGCAAUUCAAAGGUACUGUACUUGAUUUCUUUAGGUUUAGCUGAAAGGGAAGGAAAAGAGUUUCUUGGGCUUGUUU